CAUAAAACAUCACCGUGAGGCGUAAAACGAUAUUAAAAAAGUUUAUUCCAUGCUAUUUUUGGGUCAACUCUACCGAAAAAGCAAGGUUAAUUUCACCAUGAAUAUAUGCUUAUGCUUGUAGAAGUUUGUCACGUCUUCCUCCAUCUUCCUCUCUGUUUUAAAAUUCUUGGCCGCUCAACCAUUUUAUCUUCUUCUCACAGGAUAUUUUUAGCUCAAACAUCUAAAUUUUUAUCCCGAAGUCGGACUCUUGCAGAAAGCAGAAAAACUUUUCCCUUUUAGUUUUGGAAAAAUUUCCCAAAUUCUUUCUACCAGAGGCUCUCAAACACAGGCAAGUAAGAAAUCUGAAACCCAUUCACAGUACUACGGAUCCGGGUGUGUGUGUCUCUACUUGCAGGCAUCAUGGAUCCUCUGUCGGUUCUACGAGACUACACCAUCAGAGGAGAUUUGGACAACGUAAAAGCUGUAGGAGAUGACUUCCACUUUGGAGAAGAUUAUAGAUUCCCCUGCAACAUCGACACAGCUUACAGAUCCAAACAGGGUAGUCUCUACACUCUUGAAUGCCUUGUUUUCUUUGUUAAAAAUGCCCACCUUAAACAUACUGAGUAUAUGCAACAAGCCCGAGUACAGAAGCUCCAGAUUGUGACAUACACAGACAGGAAGCCUCUCCUAGAUUACCUUGAAGGCAAAAUCAAUACCACUGAUGCCAUUGAACUUGUUGCCCCUGCUGGGCCUCAUGUUCCUCCUGAAAAACCCAUCUGGGAUGCAGGGGACCAUGUGGAAGAGUAUAGGCCCGAGGAUCCCAGUCUAGGAUUCUUUGAUAAUGGGAAUAAUAGCAAUAAAAGGAUUAGGAUUGAUGGAACAGAAGGCGGAGACAUUGGGGGUGCUGAAACUGAUCAAGUGGCUGUAACUGAAACAGGGCCUCUUAUAGAUCUAGUGAGGGCUAAAGAGAGGCCCCUUAAGGACAGGGAGGCCUUAUUGGAAUGCCCCAAUAGAAAUUUCCAGGCUGUUUUGUCCAUGGCCACCAGAAGGGAUGAAGAGAGGAGGAAAUCAGAAGAUCUACAGAGAAAGCAGCAAGGUAGGCCUAUGGAAACCCCUAGGAAAAAUCAUUACGGAAUCACAGAGGAAAAGAGGUUUUGGAAGGAUCAUUUGGGUACAGAUACUGAUGAACUCGGGAUUGAUCCCACACAAUCAUACAUUGGGCAGAAGGGUUUUGCAAAGCCUGGAUUGGUAUCUCAGAGGCCUCAAGUUCAGGGCACUCCUAGGAGUUCUUUUGGCAGUGGGGGUGGCAAAGGGAAGCCUGAUGGUGUGCCAAUUAUUUUGGUUCCAAGUGCCUUCCAGACUAGAAUGAACAUUUACAAUGCAAAGGACUUUUUGGAGGAUGGAGUCUAUGUUGCACCUGAUGUUAAGGCCAAGCAAAUGCCGCAGAAGCCUGAAUGUGUGACCAUACAGAGAAAGAUUGGGCGUGAAAAAACACCAGUGGCAUACCAAAUAAGAGAUAAGCCCUCGGCUUUGGCUGCCAAUGAUUGGGAUCGAGUUGUAGCUCUUUUUGUGCUAGGGAAAGAAUGGCAGUUUAAGGACUUUCCUUUUAAGGACCAUGUUGAGAUCUUUAAUAAGAUCAAAGGAUUCUACCUUCGUUUCGAAGAUGAUGGGUUGGAGUCUGUCAAGGCUGUGAAGCAGUGGAAUGUUAAAAUAAUUUCGAUCAGCAAACACAAGCGACACCAGGAUAAAACUGCUGCAAUGGAGUUUUGGGAUAAGCUGGACAGUUUCUUAAGAUCACAAAGACCCAACAUGGCUUAUUGAUCACCAAGGAUUUUUUAAGCUGGGCAGUUUCUUAAGAUCACAAAAACCCUACAUGGCUUAUUGAUCACCAGGGAUUUGUUAAGCUGGACAGUUUCUUAAGAUCGUAAAGACCCAACAUUGCUUUUGGUCGCCAAGGCUAUGUCAAAACAUGAAAUAAGGCUAAAAAUAUCCACCUAUGUAAUAAUCACCCUUUCAGAGUGUAUCAUCAACCACCACAUUAAAAUUGAACAGAAAAAAAAAAGGGCUUUUGACAGGCCUCACCUAUGUAUCAUUGAACCAUGUGAAACAAAUGGGACAUCAUCUUAUUUUUAAA
Cryptomeria japonica (Japanese cedar) is the source of this 2113-nucleotide messenger RNA. Its product is annotated as protein CDC73 homolog. Gene Ontology annotation, molecular function: RNA polymerase II complex binding. The transcript has 3 exons. Bases 400 to 1800 code for a protein of 466 amino acids. Gene Ontology annotation, cellular component: Cdc73/Paf1 complex. Lineage: Eukaryota; Viridiplantae; Streptophyta; Pinopsida; Cupressales; Cupressaceae. The record is from RefSeq and is a predicted model, not a curated record. Gene Ontology annotation, biological process: positive regulation of transcription elongation by RNA polymerase II; transcription elongation by RNA polymerase II.